CGCUUUGAACCGCUCAAAUGGUUGAGCGUUAGUCAGCCAGCGAUUCUGGUGCUCGGCCGUGCGACCCUCCUACUCGGUCAGCGAAACCGGUUUGAGGUGAAGUGAAGAAGGAAAGGUCUGCAAAUGUCAGCCGGGUGGAGAGGCGGCAGGAGCUGGAGGGGAGCCAGAGGGGCUGGUAGAGAAACGUGGAGGGGGAGACCGUGGCGAGGAAGAGGAAAUUGGGACAGAUCCAGCCGAGGUGAUGGAAGUAUUCAACAGCCAAAGCCUCAUCCCCGCCUAAUUCAAGGAACUUUGAAUGAAUUUAUACCCUAUAAGGGUUGGAAGCUUUACUUUUCAGAAGCUUAUUCUGCAAGCUCCCCUUUUGUACAAAAGAUUAAAGCUUUUGAAAAGUUCUUCACAAAUCAUAUUGAUUUGUAUGAUAAGGAUGAAAUAGAAAGGAAAGGAAGCAUCCUGGUUGACUUUAAGGAGCUUGUGAAUGAUAAGGAGCUAAGUGUUCUCAUGCCUGAUUUGGCCACUGAAUUGAGGGAUAUGCCAGAAAAAUUGUUGGAUUGCCUGGGUUUGGCAGUUCAUCAGGUAAUAACUAGAGAUCUGGAAAAGCAAGCAGCUCAGUUGGAGCAAGGGUUACCAAGUGAAGAGACUGCAAUUGUAAAUGUUCCAUUCAUUCAUGUACGGGUCUAUAACUAUGAGCCUUUGACAUUGUUAAAAAAUUUGCGAGCUAAUUCCUAUGGAAAGUAUAUUUCUUUGCGCGGAACUGUUGUCCGUGUCAGCAACGUCAAACCUUUUUGUACUAGAAUGGCUUUUUUGUGCAAUACAUGUGGCGAUAUUCAAAGUCUACCUCUUCCUGAUGGAAAAUACACACUCCCAACAAAGUGUUUGGCACCUGAUUGUCGCAGUCGAUCAUUUACACCGAAUAGAAGUUCAUCAUUAACAGUUACGGUAGACUGGCAAUCUAUCAAACUCCAAGAACUUGCAUCAGAUGAUAAGCGAGAGGCUGGGAGAAUUCCUCGAACUAUAGAAUGUGAACUUGUUCAGGACUUGGUAGACAGUUGUGUUCCGGGUGAUAUGGUAACUGUCACAGGAAUUGUCAAAGUGGCAAAUAGUAGUGAAGGAAAAUCUAAAAACAAAGAUGACAAAUGCAUGUUUCUCUUGUAUAUUGAGGCCAACUCUAUAAGUAAUAGUAAAGGACGGAGGAUCAUGAGUUCUGAAGAAGUUUCUGGUGAUUCAUCUUCCAUGGAGUUUACACUUAAAGAUCUUUAUGCAAUUCAAGAGAUUCAAGCUGAAGAAAAUCUUCUCAAGUUAUUUGUUAAUUCAUUAUGUCCUGCCAUAUAUGGUCAUGAGCUUGUCAAAGCAGGAUUAGUAUUAGCACUCUUUGGUGGCUGCCAAAAAUAUGUGGAUGAUAAAAAUCGUAUUCCUGUUCGAGGUGAUCCUCAUGUGCUGAUAGUUGGUGAUCCUGGACUUGGAAAAAGCCAACUCUUACAGGCAAUAUGCAAUAUUGCCCCACGGGGAGUAUAUGUCUGUGGCAACACCACCACCACUUCAGGCCUUACUGUCACUUUGUCUCGGGACAGUGGAUCAGGAGAUUUUGCAUUAGAAGCAGGGGCUCUUGUACUUGGCGAUCAAGGGAUUUGCUGUAUUGAUGAAUUUGAUAAAAUGGGAAACCAACAUCAGGCCUUACUGGAAGCCAUGGAGCAACAAAGUAUUAGUCUAGCUAAAGCUGGAAUUGUUUGCAAUUUACCAGCCAGAACUUCAAUCCUUGCAGCUGCAAAUCCAGUAGGAGGUCACUACAGUAAAGCUAAAACAGUGUCUGAGAAUUUGAAAAUGGGAAGUGCCCUUCUUUCAAGGUUUGAUUUGGUAUUUAUUCUGCUUGAUACUCCAAAUGAAGAUCACGACAACCUUAUUUCGGAACAUGUGAUGGCCUUGCAUGCUGGGAAGAAUGCAGUCUUCAGCGGUGCCACAAUAUCACGUCAAAGCACACAAGAUUUAAAUGGUUCAUUUCUUGAAAAUGCAUCAGAUAGACCUUUAUCUGACAGAUUAAAGGUUUCCUCUGGAGAAAAUUUUGAUCCUAUACCUCAUCAGUUACUAAGAAAAUAUGUAGGAUAUGCGCGUCAUUAUGUUUGUCCAAAGUUAUCAGCUGAAGCAGCUCAAGUACUGCAAGAGUUUUACCUAGAGUUGAGAAGACAAAAUCAAGGCCCAGAUAGUACUCCAAUUACCACAAGACAGCUGGAGUCUCUUAUAAGGCUCACAGAGGCAAGAGCAAGAUUAGAACUUCGAGAAACUGCAUCAAAAUGUGAUGCAGAGGAUGUUGUGGAUAUCAUGAAACACAGCUUAUUAGAUACUUUCUCUGAUGAGUUUGGAAGAUUAGAUUUUCAGCGCUCACAGCACGGAUCUGGUAUGAGCAAACGAUCCCAGGCAAAACGAUUUGUGGCUGUUUUGAACAGAAUAGCAGAACAGACUUGUAGAACUAUUUUUGAAUUUCACCAACUCAAAGAAAUAGCAAGAGAAAUACAAAUACAGGUAUCUGACUUUGAAGGAUUUGUCCACUCUUUGAAUGACCAGGGCUACUUGUUAAAAAAGGGUGCAAGGCUUUAUCAACUCCAAACUAUGUAAUUGCAGGCUAAUCAGUAGUCUACCUUGCUGACUAAGGAUUCCCCGACAUAGGGGUCCACUGUGGAAAUGUGGGUUGUACAUGAUUUGAGGCAUUUGGAGUGGUUUCUACCCAGACGUUUUCAGCAUAUAUGAAAAGUGAAGGAAGACAAAAAAAAAAUCAGAAAAUAUUUUUCCUGUUUUAGGAACAUUGCAAAUGUCACUGAAUUAUGACAUUUUGUCACUUUGCAUAUUUAUUGAAUGGAAAUGCAUAUCUAAUUACUGCAGAAAUGUUACUUUAAUAAUUAGUAGUAUGAGUUAUUCUUUAUUCAAACAGCUUUUAGUUGAUUCAAAAAUACUGUGACUGAUUAUCAUUUUUAAAAAUGUACUGGAUAAAACAUCUGUGAGUAUUAUAGAACUGUAUCUUGAGAGUGUAAUAAAUACUGAAAUUAUAUUUUAUUUAAGUCUAGAAAUACAUUUAAUGUCCACACCUUUACAUUGUUCGGAGUAAUAAAUUUAUUUAGACUUUCAUGUUUUUAUUUUCUUGAAAACAUGAUCUGAGUUUUCAGUGGAAUACAAAAAUUAAUUCAGAAGUGGAAUACAGAUAUUUUAGGUUUCAAAGUUCAAAGUAAGUUUAUUAUCCAAGUAGAUACAAGUCAUUGUAUAC
Messenger RNA from Mobula hypostoma (lesser devil ray), 3250 nucleotides. RefSeq names its product minichromosome maintenance 8 homologous recombination repair factor (gene mcm8). Gene Ontology annotation, biological process: DNA replication; double-strand break repair via homologous recombination. Gene Ontology annotation, cellular component: nucleus; MCM complex. The record is from RefSeq and is a predicted model, not a curated record. NCBI's taxonomy places the organism in Eukaryota, Metazoa, Chordata, Chondrichthyes, Myliobatiformes, Myliobatidae. The coding region runs from base 124 to 2607 and encodes 827 amino acids. Gene Ontology annotation, molecular function: ATP binding; single-stranded DNA helicase activity; ATP hydrolysis activity. The transcript is spliced from 19 exons.